Daktulosphaira vitifoliae (grape phylloxera) is the source of this 1127-nucleotide messenger RNA. RefSeq lists its product as uncharacterized. The record is from RefSeq and is a predicted model, not a curated record. The transcript has 3 exons. The coding region runs from base 329 to 1033 and encodes 234 amino acids. Lineage: Eukaryota; Metazoa; Arthropoda; Insecta; Hemiptera; Phylloxeridae.
AACGGACGGUUACGAUGGGACGGAGCUCGCGCAUGCGCUCCGGACGACAGCUGCUUCGCGUGCACUCGACCAGGCCCGGGACUGAGCCAGCUCGAUACGACCGAGGUAGGCCCACACGCGUGCGAACCAGUGCCGGAACGUACCUACUGCGGUAUGCGCGCGUAACGUCCUCGUCACUUGUGCGGUAAUUACAUUUUCGCUUUAAUUUUGUUUCGUUCGUUUUAAAAAAUUGAAUUUCAACGAUACCCAUUGCUGUUGUUAGGCAACACAACACCUCUGUCGUAAUUGAUGUUAUUAUUUGCUUGAUAUUCAUUCCAUCGUUAACAAAAUGCAAGACGUAAAAAAACGAUACAUAUGGUCGGACAGGGAGACGGAACACUUUAUAAGACUGAUCAUCGACAUGGGCAUGACCAACAUGUUGGACAGCAAAAGAAAAAGAAAUUCAGAUCUUUAUACCAGUCUGGUCGAGCCAAUGUCAGCAGCUGGUUUUACCAGAGAUGCGGCUCAACUUAGAACUAAAUGGAAACAUUUGAAGCAAGAUUACAAAGUUGAAUUAGUCAGGAUUGAAAAAAAUGGAGCAGCGAGUUCAAGAAUGUCUUAUUUUCAUUUACUUCAUGAAGUUCUAGGUUGUAAACCCAGCAAUACUAUGACAUAUUUAUGUGAAGUUAUUUCAAAUUCUCCUCCUCAUAAUGACUCAGUUGAAGUCAUUAAGAGUGAAGUUAUGGAUGACAUGAAAAUGGAGACCGACUACUUUAGAAUAGCCGAGCCUCAAGUUGAUAUUAUUCAAACGUGUGAUGUGCAUACCCAAACGGACAGCUCUGCAGAACAACUAAUGUACCAAAAAUUACAGUCAUUAGAAAACCAAAUUAAAGACUUAAAAGAAGACUGGCGUAGAGAACGAACUAAACAAAAUAAACUUAUGGAAAAACAAAUGCGCGAUAUGUUAGAAAAUCAAAAAACUUUGAUGGAUGCUUUUUUCACCCAAACCACUUCGUUGUUAAAUUCUGUAAAACAUGACCAAGAUGAUGAAUGAUGAGCUAAAGUUUUGUCUUUUGUUUUAGUUAUUAUUUUUAUUUUUACGUUUAAACUUUAAUAUAUUAAAUGACUAUAAAUUAACACCAUGUACC